ACUCGAUUGGCCUAAGUGGCAUGUAAGACAAGACACAUGUACGCAAUAAGGGGAGGGGACGUGAUCAAGUGGGUGAGGGGAGGUAAUGGGAGUAGAUGAUACGAUUUUAGUAUUUUAUCGAAGCACUCGAAUAGACGGGGAUGAUAUCGGAAAUUUCAUCUUUAUCGGAGAGGGAACCAUAUGAAAGGAUAAGAAAAAACGAAACGGGCUUGGGGGGAGGGGGGAUACGACGAUACUCCUGGCCAGUGGGUAGGGGAAUGGUGAUGGAUGAAUAUAAGAAUACACGGAGCAUCGAAGAUGCGGCCGAGCCGCCAUUACGCAGAGGAAUAGAAAGUGAAGACGUUGCAAAAAGAAAAGUUCAAAUGAGACCAUGAUGAGGAAGGGUAUCAAACGCGAGCAACAAUAGACAAGACAAGACUGAAAAAGAUGAACGACAGUACGCAGCAACCAUGAAACGCCGACAGAGAUUAGAUCUCAGGGAAAUCCGGAGCCUCGAUGUUGUGCGACCGCAGCAGCGCCUGGUACAUCAGCGCGCGCGACUUCCACUGCUCGCUGUCCCGCUUGUAGUGCUCGACAUUGUCCUCGAGUUCCCGCUGGUAUUCGAGCUUGCGCCUCCGCGAGCGACGGGCGGCGAUGGUGUUCUGCCGCCGCUUCGCCUCUAUUUGCUCUUGCUCGGUCAUCGUCGGCUUCAUAACAACAUGCAUCACCACCACCACGAUAACCACGCUGACGCCCACUCCGAGGUCGUCAAUGCCCCGCACAAGGCCGCGCUCUCGCAUGAGCUGAUCGCAGCCGCUGCUUCCUACGAGGCCAUGAAGGCGUACGAGAAGCACGUUCAGGCCCAGGGCCACCCCGACGACCACGCCAAGGCGAAGGAGCUCAUUGCUGCAUUCAGCGGUGCCUUCAUCGACCGCAUGGUCGAGACCAAGGGCCUCGACUUCAUCGACAAGCAGAAGGUCAAGCACCAGGCGACUGCCCACGCGGAUAACCACCUCCCUGCUGCUUUCCCUGGGCAAUACUGAGCUGGGUGUACGUUAGGAUUGCGCCGUUGUUAGGAAGAAAUCUGUUGUAAAUGAGCAAGAUGUAUCAAUAAAACAACGAUCUUUAGCUAUGAUAUGAGUGAGAGACACUGAGAGACAGC
Molecule: messenger RNA, 1141 nt
Organism: Coniophora puteana RWD-64-598 SS2
Lineage: Eukaryota; Fungi; Basidiomycota; Agaricomycetes; Boletales; Coniophoraceae
Exons: 6
Coding region: 450-1022 (190 amino acids)
Source: RefSeq, a predicted model, not a curated record